UCCACACAAAAAACAAGAAAACACAGUUGUGUCAGUAUUAAUCAUACUGACACGUUUUUAAAAGGCAUGAAUAUAAUGUGUAUCAACUGUAUCAACGCGUUUAUACCACUGAGAUAUAGGUUUCUACAGAGGGAUUUGCGGUAAUUAUCACGUCCAGCAGUGCAUGCGCAAACGAAUGUUUAAAUAUGUUCAAAAGACGGACGUUUUCAGCAGUGCAUUGCCGUUUUUGAAUGUAUCCGUGAUGGCCCCAUGCACUCGCCUGGUGAUUGGUUGGAUUUAGAGACAGUCCACGGCUUCUUCCUGGAUGAGAUCAUGGCUACGAUUAAGCAACAAAAUAAUAUAUUUUUGAACUACUUUUGAUCAAGCACUAUGUGAAAACGGAUGAUGUUCUGGUAAAUUGUAACUGGUGCAUGAUCGAUAUUGCUGUCAAACAUGGAGUGUCUCCUGUAGAUGCUUAGGGUUGCCUACUACUAUUAAAUCUAAUUUGCUGUUGAAUAGCUAGCUCCAAUGUAACAAGACGCCAAUAUAAUCUCCCAGAAUCCUCACUUGAGAGGUCAAAGUGAGUUUGAUUCCUCAUGGCUUGAUGUAACUGUCAACAUUUUCUGUCAAGCAACACCAUAGUUUGGCUGUACUUCAGAUUGUGCUGGACUGAGAAAACACAAUGGAUAAUGGAAGACAAAGCCGUGUUUCACGGCCUCAACGGAUAAGUGGGUCAUCCAAGGUGUACCGAUGGGCAGAGCAGGCAGACGUCCUCCUGCAGGGCCUGAAUGAGCAGCGUCUGCAAGGCCAACUGUGUGACGUGGUUCUGGUGGCUGAUGAGCAGCGUAUACCAGCGCACCGGGCCCUGCUGGCCGUCUCCAGCCCUUACUUCCAGGCCAUGUUCACGCUGGGCAUGAGGGAGGAGCGUCAGGCGGAGGUGGAGCUAGUGGGGGCCUCCUACGUCGGCCUGAAGGCUGUGGUGGACUUCCUGUACAGCGGGGAGCUGCCACUGGAUGGGGGCAUCAUUGACUUUGUCCUGGAGACGGCCCACCUGCUUCAGGUGUGGAGGGCGGUGGACUACUGCUGCCAGUACCUGGAGAACGAGGUGAAUGAGGACAACUAUCUGUACCUCCAGGAGCUGGCCCUGCUCUACAGCCUUGAGAGACUAGACACCUUCAUCGACCAUUUCAUCCUGGAGCACUUUGCCACUCUCUCCUUCACCCCGGGCUUCCUGAGGGACGUUCGGCUGCCUAAGCUCAUCUCCUACCUGGCCUGCGGGCAGGUCCAGCACGAGAGCGAGCAGGCUCUGCUCCAAGCCGCCCUCCAGUGGCUGAGCCAUACCCCUGACCGGUCCGCCCACGCCCGCCAGCUGCUCGCCCACAUCCGCUUCCCCCUGAUACCGGCCGGCGACCUGGCAGAGCGCAUCCUCUCCGCCAUACGGGCCCUGAUUCCACCCGAGGCUGGCUGUGAGGUGCUGGUGGAGGAGGCUCUGAAUUACCACACCAGGACCAGCGCCCAGCCCGUGCUGCAAACAGGCCGCACCGCUCUGAGGGGAGGGGAGGAGCGCCUCCUGCUGGUGGGCGGAGAGGUGUCGGACCGCGGCGAGGAGCUGACCGCGGAUGUUUGCUGGCUGGACGGAGAUUCUUGUAGGUGGAUUGUGGAGACCCAAAUCCCGGCCCAGAGGAGCCACCACUGUGUGGCUGUACUUGGGGGGUUCAUCUUCACGGCUGGAGGCAGCUCAUCUCGAGAUAAUGGAGGUGAUGCUGCCAGCAACCUGCUGUACCGCUACAACCCCAGAGACAACCAGUGGAUCAAGAGCUCCCCGAUGAACCAGCGACGUGUGGAUUUUUACCUGGGAGCCGUUGGGGACUGUCUGAUCGCUGUGGGUGGGCGGAAUGAUAACGGGGCUCUGUCCUCUGUGGAGGUGUACAGCCCGAGAGACGACUGCUGGACGUAUGUAGCAGGACUGCCCAGGUUCACCUACGGCCAUGCAGGAACGUCUCAUAAAGGAGUGGUCUACAUCUCUGGUGGCCAUGACUACCAAAUCGGACCUUACCGUCGGGAUGUGUUGAGCUAUGACCCCCAAGGGGCAGACGUCUGGGUGGAGCGCCAGGCCAUGACCUCAGCACGCGGGUGGCACUGCAUGGCGUCCCUUCACCACCUCAUCUACGUCAUUGGGGGCAGCGACGACCACGAGGAGAGCAUCGAGCGUUUCGACAUCCUGGCGGUGGAGGCCUUCGACCCUCAUAGCGAACAGUGGACUCGUGUAGCCCCCCUCCUUCAGCCGAACAGCGAGGCGGGCUGCGGGGUCUGGGGGGGUAAGGUCUACGUGUUGGGGGGCUACAGCUGGGAGAGCAUGGUGUUCUCACACGCCACACAGGUCUUUGACCCCGACAAGGGCCAGUGGGCGCGGGGCCCUGACCUGCCCAAACGCAUCGCAGGGGCCUCUGCCUGUGUGUGCUCAGUAAGACCGCCGCUGAGUAGCUCAGACAGUAAGACGGUAGGACACAAAGGCAAAGGCGGGCUUCAUCCCACAAACACCAGCUCAGGAGGAAUCGGAUGACUGGGGGGUGGCUGUGUAACUGCCAAUGGAACUGUCUGUGGAUGACAGAACUGACUUUCGAAUAUCAUCUCUAAAAGCACAAGUGCUCUCUUAAAAACUGAUCUGUGAAGACUUGCCUAACACUGGGGACUGUGUGAAAGAUUUUCACUUUGACCUGCUUAGUAUUACAAUUAAAGCGUAAUCAAUAAGAUUUAAAGACAUUUUUUUAUGAUCAUUGUUUUGA
Esox lucius (northern pike) is the source of this 2765-nucleotide messenger RNA. It is a transcript of the gene klhl36, whose product is annotated as kelch-like family member 36. Bases 662 to 2542 code for a protein of 626 amino acids. The record is from RefSeq and is a predicted model, not a curated record. The transcript has 5 exons. Gene Ontology annotation, molecular function: cullin family protein binding. Lineage: Eukaryota; Metazoa; Chordata; Actinopteri; Esociformes; Esocidae.